Zychaea mexicana is the source of this 1893-nucleotide messenger RNA. RefSeq lists its product as uncharacterized. Lineage: Eukaryota; Fungi; Mucoromycota; Mucoromycetes; Mucorales; Lichtheimiaceae. The annotation marks the transcript as partial. The record is from RefSeq and is a predicted model, not a curated record. The transcript is spliced from 2 exons.
CGCUUUCUCUUUCCUCUUCUUUACACAAAAAUUCUUAUCGACGCACACACAAGUCGAACACUCUCUCUCUCUCUCUUUUCCUCUUUUUUUUUUGAACUUGAAGAAGAAAUAUGCUGCGGAUACCAUCAUCAGUCCCUGACGACGACGAAAGGAAACAUGGCGAUAACUACCAUAGCAACAAGAACGAUAACAACAACAAUGUACUACCCAGUGCGACAUUUGCAUCGCAAUCAGCAAUUACCCACUCCCACGAUGCACCCACUACCGGAACGACUCGACGUAAUAGACCCCAUCGCAUGUCGCAAAGCAGUAGACAAUUUGCUUCUACUUCUACUACCACUAUUGCUGCUGCUGCUGCUGUUACACCAACACCAACAACAACAUUCCCUUAUACCGCCGUUGCUGCUAAUGUGUCUGCAGCUAGUCUUCCACGCUCAUACACCAAAGCAGACGGAUUAUACAGACUUGCCCGUUCACAAGAUUCUCAAAUUAUGCAUACCAACGUUGACCAUCAAUCGCUCAUGGACGCUCUAUUCUCUGAUUCUGACGAAGCGUUAGAGAGAAGAAGCAUAAGAAGAGCAAGAACGACAAGACCAGAUUCGCAAGUGUCGUCGUCGUCGUCAACCUCGGAUUCCUUUGGUAGAGGAUCUAUUGAAUUGGCAAUCAGCAGCAACAGCAACAGUAGUAGCGACGAAGGGCGACAACAACGAGCAUUAGUAGCAGACGACGAUAUUGUUGCACAUGCUGGGUCAGAGACAUUGAUGGAUCUCUUUGGCGCACAAAAGGACCUUGAACAGCAAAUGCAUGCUAUAGAACAACAAGAAAAGGAUGCUUAUGCUGCUGUUGCUGCUGCUGCUGCUGCAACAAGAACGGAAAGGGAAGACUUGUUGGAUGUUGAUGAAAUGGAAAAAGAAGAGGAAGAACACGGGGAGAAAACAACAACACAUGAACAAGAAUUCGAAAUGCCAAGCUUCAUACGAGUACUGUAUAUGGGUGCGGCAUCAGAAAAGGACAAGCGCAAUUUCAUGAAAAAGCUGUCUCAAGCAUUUGCUACAUUAUUUCAUUAUGAUUCACCAUCCUGGCUGCAAAAUCCCAAGAUGUUCAAGGAAAGGAAGCACCAUUUGUUGCUGAUGGAUCUUGUGCCUCCUGAUCAAGGUGGAGAGGAUCAAUAUGACAAUAUCAUUGAGACGUGUGAAGAUAACGGCUUGUCCAUCAUUGAAGCAGAUUUCACCUGGUCUUCAUUAUCGUCGUCGUCGUCGUCGUCGUCCAACGAAAAGACAACAGCAGAAGACAAGAACAACCUUACUUUUAUGAUCGAGCAAUACGUUUGGCUACAGUGCGAUUCUGCAAGACAAUAUCCAAGCGAUUGGCAGCAACAGCAGCAACAACAAGUUCCUGUCUAUGCUCGCCAGAAGUUUGAUGGAUUUGUUUACCCGGAUAAAGCACCCAAUGGAAUUGAUCUUUGCGUAUAUUUCUACGAUAACAACUAUGACGAACAUAAUGUCAAGGACCGGUUAAGAACCGACGAGGACAUGGUCAUCUUGUGGCGACUUAAAAAGUUGGGCAUUCCCAUCAUGCCCAUUCUAUCAAGUGGAAACACUGCUACCACUACUACUACUACUACGACAAGACCUCGAUCUCAACACCAUCAUCAUUAUCAAUACCCAAGAUCUACUGUCUCUUCUUCUUCUAGUGCCUCCAAUCCACCACCUCUUCCUGCUUCUAGUGUUAUUAAUACUGGCGCCGCUGUCAACACCAUUCCAACCAUUGACGAACGACGUACACAAUUUGCGGACUUGCUUGCUCAAUACAAGAUCAGAUGCGUCGAUAUCUCAUUGUCCAAACUUGACGUGGGCCUUGCACCAUCAUUUCAAAAAAAUGCGAAAAAGAAAG